This is a messenger RNA of Hevea brasiliensis (rubber tree), 3394 nucleotides long. RefSeq lists its product as uncharacterized. The record is from RefSeq and is a predicted model, not a curated record. Gene Ontology annotation, biological process: regulation of transcription by RNA polymerase II. Lineage: Eukaryota; Viridiplantae; Streptophyta; Magnoliopsida; Malpighiales; Euphorbiaceae. The coding region runs from base 813 to 3128 and encodes 771 amino acids. The transcript is spliced from 4 exons. Gene Ontology annotation, cellular component: piccolo histone acetyltransferase complex.
CUCUCAAUUUCUCAUCGCACACACAUUGACUGACACACACACUUUGAGUAGAGCGCCAAAAUCCAUCGAAUACAACCCGAAUGGAUCCAUAUGAUUCGGAUCCCCGAAUCAAUCCUGACCGCUCGUUCAUUAUUCCAACGGCUCAGAUCAGUCUGCUAAGUCGUUAACCCUAUUUUCUGCCUCUAGUGGUUUUUAUCAUAAACCCUAGCCCCCACGAUAGAGAUUGGUAGCUUCACUCUUUCGAUUCCCCUUCCCCUUCUCUCUCUCUCUCUCUCUCUCUGCAACUACAACGACUCCAUCAAGAUUUACGUGAAACGCAUUAAACCCUUCGAUGUCUUCUUUCUAGAAAGAAGAACCCUCUUUCUCUCUCUCUCUCUCUCUCUCUCUUCGUACAUAGAACACCGAUCUUAGUUUUCAAGAUUUUUUUCUUUCUUUCUUUCUCCUUUUCUUUUAAAGAAUCGUGGGAUUUUCGAUUUUGCGUUUCUGGGUUUUUAUGGUCUCUGUUAAUCUGAUUCCGAUUCUUGAUGGGUUCCUUGUAUUUUUAAUUAUGUGGGUCUGAAUCCGAGUCGGGUGAACGGUAUUUAUUUUUAACUCGCUGAGUUGUUGUUUCUAGAUCUGAGCAAAGGGCAUGGUCUUUGGCGAUUCUUUCUUCCCUCUGUGUUUUUUGACGUAGAAGAGUCGUGUACGGUGCACCAACUUGGUUUUUUCUGUUGGAAGCUCGUUGACUCGGUGUUUCUGACUAGGUGACUCAGUGAGUUUUGGGUGGGAAGAUCGAGCCGCGUGUAGGGCUGAGCAGGAACCGAGCGGCAAUAAUGCCGUCGGUUGGGAUGCGUCGUACCACUAGGGUGUUUGGGGUGGUGAAGGGCGUCGAUGGGGCCCGGGUUUUACGUUCGGGGAGGCGUCUCUGGCCGGGAUCAAGCGACUCCAGGUUCAGGAGAGCCAACGAUGGCGACGAGUGGUUACAUACCAUGAUAAAAUCAACCGCUACUAACAAGAAUCACCAUAACAAUAGUUCUGUCAAGUACAAAGAAAACGUAUGGACUCCCCAUGAUUCGAAAUUGAAGCAACAAGCGCCUGCUGUUGAUGCUCGAGUGCCCAAGAGAGUGAAGAACGAGAAUUUGAAAGAUACUGAGAACAAGAUGUUCGGGGUUGUUUAUAGUAGGAAAAGAAAGAGAAUGGGUGUAGAAAGCCAGGAUAACUCUGGGAAAAUGUAUGGGAUUCAGUUUUCGAGAAGGCAGCGUAAGAAGCAAGGGGAUGGUGACAGUUUUGUGGGUUUUGAGCGGGCGCUUCUUGUUGUUGUUCUUGAGGGCUAUUGCAGUAGUGGGUUAACUCCUUUUCUGAAUUUGGUUUUGGGGUAUGUUAGGAGGGCUAGUUUGAGGAUUUCCGAACUUACUACUUUCUUGUCGUCCGAGCCUGUUAACAGUGCCUUUGCUUCAAAUGGAAUUCGUUUUCUGCAGGAUACACCUGCUAAGAGAACUGGAAUUUGCAAGAUUUUCGGGGUUCUGAGUAAUGUGCCAAUAUUUUCUUUGGAUUUUUCUGCAAUUCCUUUCUGUUUUGUGUAUAUGCACCUCUGUUUGCUACUUAGAGUUAAGUGUCUGUCUCUCGCACCUGUGAAUACCUCUUUGGACGAGGACUUAUGUGAUGAGAUGAUGAGCGAAGAUGAUCAUUUAUGUGGUCUUUUGAAGACUGACACAGCACCAGAAACUGAUAAUUCUGGAAAUAAGAUGGUGUUACAUCCAUCUGUGAGAGCGUCCAAAUUAGCUGGCCGGAACAACCAAUACCGAAGUGGCUUAAAUUCUCGUGGCAUUCAAAAGAGGAGGAGUUCACUUAGGAGGAGGAAAGCUAGAAAUCCUUCCCUGGUUGGUGUGCACAAAGCUAAUGGUGCUUCAGUUUCAGAUCUAUUAAGUAGUAGGAAAAUUGGUAUCCCUUUUUCUUCAGCAGUGUCUAAGAACAAGCUUAGGAGUUCAUUGCGGAGUAGCGCCACAAGAAACCUCCAUGAAGUAAGUCCUAGCAUGGUUGAAGUAACUCAGACCAUGGACUCAUUAAACUGCUCUGCUAAUGUACUGGUUGUUGAAUCAGAUAGAUGUUACAGGAUAGAAGGGGCCACCGUUACUUUAGAAAUCUCUGAUUCAAAAGAGUGGUUGCUUGUAGUGAAGAAAGAUGGGUUGACGAGUUACACACACUUGGCACAAAAGAAUAUGCGACCUUGUUCUUCGAAUCGUAUCACUCAUGACAUAAUAUGGACAGGGGAGGAAAGUUGGAAGCUAGAGUUUUCUAAUCGAAAUGACUGGCUCAUUUUCAAGGAUCUUUAUAAGGCAUGUACUGAUCGCAACAUAUCAGGUCCUGUCUCUAAAGCCAUUCCUGUGCCUGGAGUAUGUGAAGUUUUUGGAUAUGAAGAGGACAAUAGUAUGCCCUUUUCUAGACCGGAAGCAUACAUUUCUUUAAAUAAUGAUGAGGUAGCUAGAGCUCUGGCUAGGAAGACUGCAAUUUAUGACAUGGAUUCUGAAGAUGAGGAAUGGCUGAAAAAGUUCAAUGAUGAUAUAUUUGUUGAAACUGAGCAACAAGAGCAUCUUUCAGAGGAUAAUUUUGAGUUAAUAAUUGAUGCCUUGGAGAAGGGUUUUUAUUGCAAUCCAGAUGAUUUUGCAGAUGAGAAAGCAGCUGUAAAUCUGUGUAUAGAUUUGGGUAGGAGGGAAGUAGCUGAAGCUGUGUAUGGUUAUUGGAUGAAAAAACGGAAGCAGAGACGAUCAGCACUUCUUAGGGUUUUUCAGGGACAGCAAUCAAAAAAAGCUCCACUGAUUCCAAAACCUGUUCUACGUAAGAGAAGGUCAUUCAAGCGGCAAGCCAGCCAAUUUGGAAGAGGCAAGCAACCUAGUCUGUUGCAAGUAAUGGCUGCUGAACAUGAUGCUUUGGAAGAACAGAAUGCUAUGCGUAAAGUAGAGGCAGCUAAAACUUCAGCGAAGAGAUCUGUGGAAUCAGCUAUUCUUAAACGCCGACGGGCUCAGAUUCUUAUGGAGAAUGCUGAUUUAGCAAUUUACAAAGCUACAAUGGCACUCAGAAUUGCUGAAGGUGCCCAACUGGUCAAUUCAACGGAUGUUGCUGUCCAACACUUAUUUGAUUGUCAGGCAUAGGUGUAUUUAACGCUUUUUAAGAUGGCCAGUUACAUUUAUUGAAAGCAGGACAACAUCGUAGACAACCUUGGUCAAUUCAACAGCUGUUUUGAAGCCCUGGAGAUAACCUUUUGCAGAAAGUAUUGUAAUUUUGUAUAGAUUUUUUUAUUGAAUGUACAUUCUGUAUUAUUAUAACCUCACACCAAAUGAUUUUAACAAGGGGAUUUGGUUGAUUUCCUUGUGUAAAAAAUGGGGAGAGAAAAAAAAAUCAUAAGUUUACAGGAAAA